AUGCAAUUUUCAUAUCAAAUAGUUUGGACAAACUUUCUUGCCUUGAUAUUUUUCACAUCACCAUAUUAUCAUGAUAUCAAUAUAGAAAGACAUAUGAUAUCGAAUACAAAAUAUCCUAUAAUGACCGAUAAACAGCCGAAAUUAAGUUCUCCAAAUCAUUGUAAUUUGGAAAAAUUAUUUCUGGUCGCUAGACAUGGUACUAGGUAUCCUGAAGAGCCUGAUAUCAAAAAAUUUGAAGUAUUAGAAAAUAUCUUUCAAAAUGUUUCAUCUAAACAUAAGGUUUUUAUUCCUAAUUACGUAAGAACCGGAAUGUCGGGAAUUUCAUAUUCUAUUGGAUUACUCGAUGGAAAAGGAAUUUUAGGUAAAGGAGAUUAUCAACCAGUUUAUAUAUCCACCAUUCCUGUGUUACAAGAUUAUGAAUUAGCAAUUCAUAGAUCUUGUCCACGUUGGAAAGAAACAGUGCAGAAUAACAACGAAAAACUCGAGAAACAAAUUUUUCAUUUUACUUCAAAUUUAACAAAAAUUUCAAAUCGUAUCUCAAAAAAAUAUAAUAUUGAGAAUCCACCACUCGAACCAAUUCAUGUCAAUUAUAUUUAUUUAGCAUGCGCAUACGAUAUUAUAUUUUUUGAAAAAAAUAGACAUUGGUGUGAAAUAUUACAACAGGAAGAAAUUUUAACGUUGGAAUAUUUUAAUGAUAUGAGAUAUUAUUAUGAAUUUUCUUACGGAAGUGAUUUAAAUAAGCAAUUGGCUUGUAAAUUGGUUGGUGAAAUCGUAAAGGGUGUGGAUGAUUAUUUGAAUGGAGAUUCAACUGUCAAAGCAGAUUUAAAGUUUACUCAUAGCGAAACAAUGAUGUUCUUAUACACUUUCUUGGGAUUAUAUGAAGAUUCCAAUCCUUUAACAGGAAAUGCAACUUUUGAUGAAAUUUCCAAUCGGAAAUUCAAAACCUCGGAAAUUUGUCCAUUUGCCGCCAACGUUUAUUUUGAAAUUUAUACUUGUGCCUCCGAUAAAUAUACUUUCUUUUACAAGAAAAAGCAUGAGGAAUCCACUGUAGUUCAGGUAGUUGUUAAUGAGAAACCGGUUGUCGUUCCUGGAUGUGGUUCGAAAUUUUGUGAAUGGAAUAAAUUUAAAGAAUUGUUUAGCGAUAAUUUAGAUUGUGAUUUUGAAAAAAUUUGUAAUUUCGACAAGAAUUAA
Molecule: messenger RNA, 1191 nt
Organism: Funneliformis mosseae
Lineage: Eukaryota; Fungi; Glomeromycota; Glomeromycetes; Glomerales; Glomeraceae
Source: the annotation of a GenBank genome assembly